Molecule: messenger RNA, 2505 nt
Organism: Trifolium pratense (red clover)
Lineage: Eukaryota; Viridiplantae; Streptophyta; Magnoliopsida; Fabales; Fabaceae
Product: F-box/LRR-repeat protein 2-like
Exons: 1
Coding region: 250-1923 (557 amino acids)
Biological process (GO): SCF-dependent proteasomal ubiquitin-dependent protein catabolic process
Cellular component (GO): SCF ubiquitin ligase complex
Molecular function (GO): protein binding
Source: RefSeq, a predicted model, not a curated record
UCUAGAGUUUCAUGCUUUGAAGUUUGAAGUUUGAACUUGAACAGAUACUAGUCAAAUACAAUACAAAUUACAAAGCCUCCAUUUCCUCAACUUGAUUAGAUUGGCAUCUUAUUAAAGAGAUUGGUUUAUUGUGUUAAUGAAUCAUUAAGCUAUUAAAUUUGUUGAUCACUUACAUCUUAGUUCUUAAAAAUAACUUUUGCUUCUUGUUCCAAACUUUUUUCUUUUUGCUGCAGUCUUGUUUCUAUCAAUAUGUUGGUGAAAGAAUUUCCUCAAGAUUGUUGGGAAUCAGUCUUCAAAUUCCUUGGUCAAGGACAUGAUUUGGAGUCUGUUUCUAUGGUCUGCAAGAAAUUUCUUUCGAUUACAAACCAGGUUAAAUUCUCUCUAACACUACAUGAUCCCGUUGUUCUAUUCGUUCCUCGGCUACUCUUAAGAUUUUUAAGGCUCAAAGUCAUAGAUUUUAGUCACUUCAAUGGUGAACUAGAAGGCUUGCUUCAUGAAAUUUCACAAUCUGAGCUGGACCUUGAUUUGGUUAAUCUUUCCAACCAGAGAACACUUCCUGUUGAUGGAUUGCGAGAACUUGGUUCAAAGAUGAUAAACUUGAGGGUUUUGAUUUGCUCAAACAUUGGCUGUCUUCGUGAUAGCCAUCUAGUUGUGAUAUCUUAUUGUUUUCCAUUUCUUGAAGAGCUUGAUAUUAGCUUUCCUUUGGAUUCUCAAGCAUCGGAUUUUGGAUUACUAAGGCUAUCUUCAAUGCUCGAGAAUCUGCGCAAGAUUGAUUUUUCCGGAAAUCACUUGAUCACCGAUAAAUCUCUUUUGUCUCUAUGUGAGAACUGCAGAUCAUUGGAAGAAAUUUCAUUCUUCAAAUGUUUCAAGAUAUCCCAAGUUGGAAUCGCUUCUGCAAUUCGAAUGAGGCCGAGUUUGGCUUCUAUUUCUUUUAACAUUGAAAAGAAAAGAAUACAUGGACCUGGUUUGACAACCUCACCCAUUAACUUGGAUUUGAUUGAUUCAUUUGUGAGCUUAAAAAGAUUAACUGCUAUUGAUUUGUCAAAUUCUUUUAUCUCGGACGAGUUACUUAUCCCAGUCGCAAACAGCGCUGUUGAUUUUCUGAAAAAACUUGUGCUCCAGGACUGUUGCAACUUUACAUUUUCAGGAAUCUUUUACCUGUUAUCCAAAUGUCCAUAUGUUCAAUGCUUAGAUCUUCGAAAAGCCGACUUUCUAACAGAUAAAUGUAUCAACAAGUUAUCAGUAUUUCUUCUUAACUUGACCUCUAUAAACCUUAGUGGUUGUUGCCAGCUAACAAACUCAACCUUUUUCAUCCUCACAAGAAACUGUCCUUUACUCAGUGAGAUCAAAAUGGAGAGAACAUAUAUCGGGGUACAAGGCGAGGAAAACUCCAAUUCCAUGUCUGAUUUUGUCGUCAAUCUUCAAGUGAAAGCGGUUUAUUUUGGUGAUAAUAUUUUACUGAAUGAUGCAAGUUUAAUAAAAUUUUCUUCCAUUUGCUCCAGUUUACAACUUCUUGACUUAACUGCUUGUGAGGGUAUAUCUGGACAAUGUAUUGUUGAGGUUAUGAAGAUAUGCUAUGAGAUAAGGCAUUUAAACCUUUCCUAUACAGGAAUUGAAAAAUUUGAGAUACACUUUGAAGUUUCCAAAUUGAAGGUGUUGAACUUGUCGGGAUCAAGAAUCGAAGAUGAAUCACUCUCAUUAAUCUCAAAGUGGUGCAGUGGACUAUUGUUUUUGGACAUUCAGAAUUGUUGGUUUGUUACAACUAAGGGAGUAAAAGAAAUAAUAGAAAAUUGCAUACAGUUGAAAGAGUUAAAUUUAAGGAAUUGUAGUUUGGUGGAUGGUGAUUUUGUUUGUGGACUAAUAUGUACAAGGACUUCAUUGAGAAAAAUAAUCACACCUUCUGGUGUUGAUUUUUAUUACUGAAUAGAGAAGUUGAGGAGUUUCAAUGUGACAUAUAUAUCAUGUCUUGUUUGUUAUAUGUUCUAUAUUUAAUGUGUGGAUAGCUUUUUUGUGAUAAAAGAAGUUGAAAGUUGUGUGUGUUUAUCUUUGUUUAUGUAAUGAAGCACGGACACAGACACGGACACUGUCCAACACAGGACACGCCUAACUUGAGGAGUGUCCGUGCUUCAUAUUGUAAUGUUACAUGUUCCAAAUCAUGGAAGUGUGAAGGAACAUUUUGUUAGCAUAAAAAUUGUUCAAUAUUUAUUAACACAUUGUAAAUUUAAUGCAGUCAUUGUUUUGAGAAGCACAAGCAAAUACAGAAAUUGAAACUUUGCAGAAACUGAAAAUUAUUGUGAUUAAAGUAGUCCAGCUUCCUUAUAGCUCUUAACAGAAUCAAUGAGUGUUUCCUCCAAAGGCCUGAAUUUCCAACCCAAAUUUUGCAGUUUCUGUGAGCUCAGAGUCAGCAUUCUAUAAUCAUCCACCUCAGUAUAGCUGCCAACAAUGAAAUUUUUAGAUAAGAUUGUAAUCAUUUAUGACUACUACUACUUUAUAAGUUCCCUUUGA